Messenger RNA from Prorocentrum cordatum, 1759 nucleotides. Lineage: Eukaryota; Dinophyceae; Prorocentrales; Prorocentraceae. The record is from the annotation of a GenBank genome assembly.
AGUCAUUUUGGCUCAAGCGGUUGAGCUUCAAGUAUAUAUUCUAGCUAACCUUUUUGAUCCAGGCGACUGUACCGCAUCAUUUUCUACACCCUGCGAUUGGUCUGCGAUUGUUUUUAACAGCGAUGGACUCGCUGACGAGUCGGGGAACAUCUCAGCGGAUUCAAAGUGGCAUCCCCUCCGCCAUGUGCAACGCUUGCGCGUUGUGCGUCCCGCCGGGAAAAUGCAGUUUCACCAGUGCCACCAGGCGGAGUACGGCCACGCCAACAACGGAAACUUGCGGAUCUUCCGCGUCUUACCCCAACAUAGCCGCGUUCGCACCAUUCUCAGGUUCAGACGGUACUUUUGGUUCGUUGCCCAGUAUGCAGCCACUGCCCACCAUGCAGGAGUCCACCGUGAAUUCGCUCCCCACCAUGCAGCUCCUGCCGCCUUGCGAGCAGAGCGACAACGAGCAAUUGGAGACCGACGACGAGUUCGACCACCCGCGCGGGCUUGGGCGGGCGGAAACCAGAGGAGGCUGCGCACCCGAGGACCCACCCGAGAACGCGCAGGACUCGGCCUGGGCGGGCCCCGGCGCCGCCCAGCUGGCUUCCCGCGAGCGCCCGCCUGCUCGGGCAGCCAGCGGCGCGCCCCCGCUCCACGGCGGCGCCGGAGCAGCGCCGACCAGUGCGCCCGGCAUGCCGCCGCAUUCCGCCGCCGGGGCGGCGCCUGCCGGGAGGUCCCGGCAGGCGGAGCCCGCCCGCGCCGGGGGCGGGGCAGCGCCCGGCGCGGGCCUCGCGGCGCAGGCGGGGCGGCCGAUCUGCGGCGGCCGCGCAGGAGCCUCCGGCGGCAAGCUCGCGGCCGCCAGCAGGGCGCUGGAGAUGCAGCGGGCCAGGAUCCUGGAGCUGGAGCAGGAGGUGCAGGAGGCCAGGCAAAGAAUUCUCCAGCAAGAGGCCGACCUGACGGAGCUAGAGCUCCAACAGGAUGAACCCGUGGCCAGGGCGUUGGUGCCGAUGGAGAAGGCAGCGCCCGUCGCCCCUGGCGCUCCAGCCAUUACCACGGUCGUGAUCCGCAACCUUCCAAUGGCUGUGACGCAGGGCGACCUUCUGGUCCUCAUGAACCAGUCUGGCUACGCGAACCGCUAUGACUUCGCCUACGCACCAACGGACUUUCACGCUCGGACUACGAAGGGUCACGCGUUUGUGAACUUUAUCACCCCGAGUGACGCCCUCGAGUUCAUCGCCGAGUGGAACGGGUCGCGGCUGGCCAUGGCUGGACCCGCCGCGCCCGUCCUCGAGGUCAUGGCGGCACAGUUGCAGGGCUACGAGGAGAACGCCAGGAGGUGGAGUGCGAGGCGGCUGCGUCGCACGAAGAACCCUGAGCUCCACCCUUUCUUCGCCCAGAGGUGAACAUUCGGCUGCACAAAUCGAGUGUGAAAAAGUGAUGAAGGUGGAGAGCAAUAAACGUUGAUGAUGAGGAGCUCACCUUGACCUUAAGCUCUCAUCUAUGGGUUGGGUGUCAAACUAUCCCGAGGUGAUCGGUGGCAUAUUGGCGUUCUGGCAUUAUUUGAGUUUUUUCACGAGCUUGCAUUCCUUGUGUGAUGGCUCUGCUUUUUGAACACGGCUGUGUCGACUGGGAUUAGUGCCAUGUCGUGUCCUCACCAUUUCCAUGCUCCGUUUUUGUUGGUCGUGCUCACGAGGGCCUCGGUCUGGGCGUUGUCCAGUCAGAUCGGCCUAUGUUCCUGGCGUGACGCGAGCAUCGCUAACAGCAUGCCCCUACAGAA